GGCGCUCAGCGGUCACGUGGGCUCCAGGAGGCUUCUCCCUCCGCCCUCCACGUCUUUAAAAGGAAGGAGAGGCUUGUUAAGUGGUUUGUGAUCUUUGCAGCGUCUCUGCUACUGGACCUUUUUUGACACUCACUCCUCCAUCCUUGCGGCGAGGCGGCCCUAAGCGCGGAGGCUUGGAGAACCGCCUCUGGGAACUUGCGGGGGGCAGAGGAGGCGGAGGGACCCCGGGGGAGAGGGGCCGAGUUCACAAUUACUCCCGCAGGAGCACGCGUCCGAGCUUGAGAGAUCGCUGGGCUGCUGACCUGCAAGACAUUGCAUAUGCCUGUGAGACAUUGAGGACAUUAUAAUGUCCCUUUGUGCCUCUUCUCACAAGGAGUUUUCUCAGCUAUUACCUAUUCAAGACAUGGAUAUAAAAAACUCACCAUCGAGCCUGGACUCUCCUGCUUCCUACAACUGCAGUCAACCCAUCCUGCCCUUGGAGCACGGCCCCAUAUACAUCCCUUCUUCCUAUGUGGAGAGCCGCCAUGAAUAUUCGGCCAUGACAUUCUACAGCCCUACUGUGGUGAAUUAUAGUAUUCCCAGUAGUGCCAAUAACUCAGAAGGCGGGCCUGGUCGACAGACCACAAGUUCAAAUGUGUUGUGGCCAACUCCUGGGCAUCUCUCUCCUUUAGCGAUCCAUUGCCAGUCAUCACUUCUAUAUGCGGAACCUCAAAAGAGUUCCUGGUGUGAAACAAGAUCACUAGAACAUACCUUACCUAUAAACAGAGAGACACUGAAAAGGAAGGUUAGUGGGAGCAGUUGCAUCAGCCCUGUUACUAGUCCAAAGAAGGAUGCCCAUUUCUGUGCUGUCUGCAGUGAUUAUGCGUCAGGAUAUCACUAUGGAGUCUGGUCCUGUGAAGGAUGUAAGGCGUUUUUUAAAAGAAGCAUUCAAGGGCAUAAUGAUUAUAUUUGUCCAGCUACAAAUCAGUGCACUAUAGAUAAGAACCGGCGCAAAAGCUGCCAGGCCUGCCGGCUUCGAAAAUGUUAUGAAGUUGGAAUGGUCAAAUGUGGCUCCCGGAGAGAAAGGUGUGGGUAUCGUAUAAUGCGUAGGCAGAGAAAUUCUGAUGAGCAGCUGCAUUGCCUGAGCAAAGCCAAGAGAAAUAGUGGACAUGUGACCCGGGUGAAGGAGCUGCUGCUGAGCGCCCUGAGUCCAGAGCACUUGGUUCUCACGCUACUUGAGGCAGAACCACCCAACGUGCUAGUGAGCCGGCCCAGCACACCCUUCACUGAGGCCUCCAUGAUGAUGUCCCUGACGAAACUGGCUGACAAAGAACUGGUGCACAUGAUUGGUUGGGCCAAGAAAAUUCCAGGCUUUGUGGAGCUCAGUCUGUAUGACCAAGUGCGGCUCUUGGAGAGCUGCUGGCUGGAGGUGUUAAUGUUGGGGCUGAUGUGGCGCUCGAUCGAUCACCCUGGCAAGCUCAUCUUUGCUCCAGACCUCGUUCUGGACAGGGAUGAGGGAAAAUGUGUUGAAGGAAUUCUGGAAAUCUUUGACAUGCUUCUGGCAACAACUUCAAGGUUUCGUGAGUUAAAACUCCAACACAAAGAGUAUCUCUGUGUCAAGGCCAUGAUCCUUCUCAACUCCAGUAUGUACCCAUUAACUGCAGCACCCCAGGAGGCUGAGAGCAGCCAGAAGCUAACUCACUUACUGAAUGCUGUGACCGAUGCCCUAGUCUGGGUGAUCGCCAAGAGUGGCAUCCCUUCCCAGCAGCAGUCCAUCCGCCUGGCUAAUCUGCUGACUUCUUAUGUCAGGCAUGCCAGUAACAAGGGCAUGGAACACCUACUCAGCAUGAAGUGCAAAAACGUCGUCCCUGUCUACGACCUGCUGCUGGAGAUGCUGAAUGCCCACACACUUCGAGGGUCCAAGUCCUCCGUCGCAGGGUCUGGGGGCAUCCCAGCAGAGGAGAGAGACUACACAAGUCAGAAAAACAAAAAAUGAAACCAAAUGAUGCAGUGGCUUAUUAUGCAGUAGUUAAGUUGGAUUCUGAUGCCCAAGGUAAGCACGAGUUUGGGCUCAGGUGUCCAAGCACCUUUCUAUGCUAAAUCCUUGCCUAUCUGGACUAGUGCCUGCUCUCUGUGAAAACACAUCCAGUGUGUGCUUCUCAUCUUCCUCAAAUAUUUCCUGCGUGCUUCCCAAGGCUACUUGUCUAACUACACUUGAAUUUAGCCAGCAAGGAGGCUGUGGCACUUUGGUGAUUUCAUCUUGGCUCAUGUGUCACCUGAUAUGCUGGCAGUUUAGUCUACCCUGGGAGGGUCUUCUGUGCAAGGCUGUUGCUUAGACCAGGGUCUAAGACAAGUGAGCAGUUGAGAUAACAAAGAUAUUCUUUGUAUUGUUGAGAAUAGCCUACGUCCUUCCCUCCCUCCCUUGAGAUGAAGUGCUGUACACCUCCAUGCCCAUCAGUUCCAAGUACAGCCUUUAUAAAUGCCAGCAGCGUGCAAAGUCAGGCUGCCAUUUUUGGGUAUUUUGGAUAAAGUCUCGGUGUUUAUUUUAAAGAUUAGUCAUUUCUCUUUAAUAGGCUUCCUUUUGGAGGUUGUCAAAAAUGGUCCAUGGACAAUUUAAAAUUGCCCCAUGGCUACUGCAGUGAUUUCAGUAUUUUCAAGUACAGUUUUGCACUGAACUUUCAAGUUCAGUUCAGGAAUUAAUUAGGAACAAUAAACCUGACAACUAUCAGCAGGACUUGAAUAUGGGGGAAAAAAAAAAAAAAGCCCAAAACAUCGAACUAUGCUUUAUGUGCUAGGAAAAAGUGAUUUUUGUUUUUGCUUCUCACUCUUGUGGCGAGAUUCCUUUUCUCAAUCUUGAUUUAUCAUUUAAUAAGGGAAACUUAUUUGUAGAAGAUGAUGGAGAUUUGGGCUUAAUUCCAAAAACAUGAGUGUCUAAUAUGGGGGCAUAUGGACAAACUUUAGUAAAGUAAGUUACCGUGGAAGAGUCUUAAUAUUGAGAACACUGGGAAAAGAGAAAGAGUGGCACCUGCAUAGUCACAGGUGGGCGGGAGAGCUGCUGCUCUGCCAAAAGGACAUUGGAAGAGUGUUCACUCAGGUGCUGGGAGGACCCUCAUGGGUCAUCCCAGAGUGAGGUGCACAGUGAGUGUCAGGUCGUGGGUCUAACUGGGUGUCCCCUGAUCUUUGCCAUGUUCCUGAUCUGGUCUCAGCUCCGUCACAUACUCGCUGUUCACAGGGGAUUCAGUCCUAACAAUCUUGGGGAUUUUUCAUGAAAAAAUUGAGGUGGGAACAUAGUAUUAAGCUGUCAGACUAAUAUAUCUGGAGGGCCUCAACUGUAUUAAAAACAGUACAAUACAAAUUAACAAAAAUUCUCCCGAGUGAGAGACUUUAUCUUAAAUAUUUCCCCUGCUAACUCAGCUGGAAGGGCAAUUAUUUUAGAUUUUAGUGAAAAAACAAAACAAAAAACCAGUAACCAAUUCUUGGCAGAGCUACAUAUUACACACAUAUAUAAAAUAAGUUGAAGCACUUUUAAGUUGAGGCACUUUCUACCAACAAAAUUUGGUUCUUAUUUAAAUCUGGUAAGGGGUUUGCAUGUAUAGACACCUCAAGUUCAUGGUGAACCUUCAAUUUCUAAGUCUAUUUUGAAACAAAAUAUUUUUAAGAUUUCACACAUUUCUUUCAAAGCUGCUAAAAUCUUUAAAAACUGGAAUAAAGGCUAUGUGAAGGAAAUGAUAAAAACAUCAUUUAGUACCUGAAAACAUUUGUGGGGCACUUGUUAUAUGAUAUGCACAGUUCUCAGUGCCUCAUACACUCAUAUUUAGUGCUUUAAGUAACUACUUUAAUCCUAAUUUUCUGGCCGUGGGAAAUGAGAGGAGUAGAAGCAAACUUGCUCAAGGUCAUAUGGGGAGUAAGUGACAGAGCUGAACACAGGCAGUUGAAGUUCAGUGCUGAAAGUAAUCAGGCAGUUUAACUGGUUAAAUAUAUACAUUUAGACUGCAGAAUCCCUCAAAUUCAAUGACCCAAAUGGCUGCUCUAGUUUGAUGGGGAACAUGCCCCGUAGACACAGUAACGGAGCCUGCCUGGCCAGCACUUUUCCUGCCACAGAACUGGCCGUGAGAGUCCGCUGUUUGCAGCCAAGGCUCAGGGUACAGCAGAGAGACUGUUAAGCUAUGGUUGUUUUCUAUGGUUCCUUUAGCUACCACCUUCUCAGCUUCUAUAGGACUGCAUGAACCUUUCCAGAACAGGCAGAAAGAAACAGAUGAAUGGUGACACUCCAGUCCUCCUAUUCUAGGCUCAUCAGCUAGUGCCGCCACCUCCUUCUGUCAGUUACUGCUUCCCUAGAUGCUCUGAAGUGGGGUAAGUUCUUUAGAAAUGUACCCCUGUAAAAUUCUCACCCCCUUUUAUGCAUUGACACCUCCCUGUGGAGUCUGGUAUACUAUAGUGUGAAACACAUGCCACUUAUUUUUUAUAGCUCCAAAGUUGCUGGGAUUUUGGCUCCUGUGGCAGGUUGUAGCUAUGUGUUGUCUCUGUGAUAUAUGAUCUUCUUACAGUCAUUUUUGUUUUGGAGUCAAGGAUCCUAUACACUGGUGGGACCACUGUUCUGUGAUGGCGAGUUUUCUUUAUGGGAAGGGCAGAGGUGUGAUGAUGAUGCUGGCCCAGAGCAACUCCUGUUUAUCUGCACAAUCCAUGUGGCUGCAUUUUUUCUUCCAGUGUUGGGUGUCCAUAUGCCACAAUUAACGGUCCUAUAACUUUAUUAUUCAGUGGUCCUAUGUACUCUAGAGCUUGGUGGCUACCUAUGAUUUGUAAUUUUUUUUGGAUGAAUGCUUUAUACCAAAAGCAGGCUUUUAAAAUUUGAGCUUUUAUACAAAUGACUGUUUGCUAUUGUGUGAAAGCAGGUUUUGAGAUCCACUUUCCAUCCCUCCAAGUACUACUAUUUCUGUGCUGUAUACCUUCAACAUCUAUGGAACUGUUGCAGAAAAAAUUUUAAUGUGGAAUAAGCUAAAUAAAGUGUUUUUCAUAAUUUUGCUUUAAAAAGUGUAUUUGUUGGGAGUUAAGAAUAAGAUUAAGAAGUUGCAGUAACCGGGUAAAGUAGUCAAUGUUCUUGCGCUGUUCUGAAUUCU
This is a messenger RNA of Talpa occidentalis (Iberian mole), 5096 nucleotides long. RefSeq names its product estrogen receptor 2 (gene ESR2). Gene Ontology annotation, cellular component: nucleus. The record is from RefSeq and is a predicted model, not a curated record. Gene Ontology annotation, molecular function: nuclear receptor activity; steroid binding; zinc ion binding. Gene Ontology annotation, biological process: estrogen receptor signaling pathway; cellular response to estradiol stimulus; regulation of DNA-templated transcription. NCBI's taxonomy places the organism in Eukaryota, Metazoa, Chordata, Mammalia, Eulipotyphla, Talpidae.